This is a messenger RNA of Temnothorax curvispinosus, 1770 nucleotides long. It is a transcript of the gene Pbgs, whose product is annotated as delta-aminolevulinic acid dehydratase. Gene Ontology annotation, cellular component: cytosol. NCBI's taxonomy places the organism in Eukaryota, Metazoa, Arthropoda, Insecta, Hymenoptera, Formicidae. Gene Ontology annotation, biological process: heme biosynthetic process. The record is from RefSeq and is a predicted model, not a curated record. The transcript has 6 exons. The coding region runs from base 413 to 1441 and encodes 342 amino acids. Gene Ontology annotation, molecular function: zinc ion binding; porphobilinogen synthase activity.
CCGAUUGUCUCAAUUUUCGUGAUGUGAUACUGGCUUAAAACUUGAAACUCGUGGAAAAUUUCAAACUCCGCCGCUCUCAGUUAUAAAAAUAAUUAUUUUCGAGUAACAAUUAAUUAUUUUCGUUAACCCUCGGCACAUUUACUUCGAUAAGAAUUAUUGUUGUGAACGAAGGAUAUGUUUGCAUGUUAACCCUGUAACCUGUUACGUCACAUUUGCGCGGCACGAAGUCACAUUUUUGGUGUGUCACGUUCAUCAUGCAUUAAUUUCGCGAAUGGUCAACUCCGUUUGUGAAUCUAUUGACAGUAUCCCGAGUUAAUUGCAUCGUUACGAAGAAUCACAUAUCAGGUUGAUAAAGUCAAGUGAAUUGUGUACCUCAGUAAGAAGAGUUACUGUGAAUACAUAUUAAGAGCAGAUGAGAAAUUGGAGCACAAUGACGGCAGUUCCAGCUAAGCACACUCUUCAUAGCGGAAUUUUUCAUCCUGUCCUACGAGAGUGGCAGUCACCGAACAUUGAGAUCACUGUUAAUAAUCUUAUGUAUCCAAUAUUUGUUUCGGACGAAGAAAAUGCUAAAGAUCCAAUUAACAGCAUGCCUGGUGUAUAUCGCUAUGGGAUUAAUCAGUUAGAAAAGAUGUUGCAACCACUGGUUGCAAAAGGUUUGCAGUCUGUUUUAUUAUUCGGCGUAUCGCAACAUCUUGAGAAGGAUGAGAUUGGAAGCAACGCCGAUAGUACAAGGAAUCCUGUUGUUCAAGCUGUACCAUUGUUGCGAGAAAAAUUCCCUAAUUUAGUAAUAGCAUGUGAUGUUUGCUUAUGCGCAUAUACGAAUCACGGACACUGUGGUAUUCUCAACAAUGAUGGUAGCAUAAAUAACGCAAGCAGUAUCCAACGGAUCGCUGACGUUGCUGUAUCGUAUGCAAAAGCUGGCGCCCAAAUUGUUGCACCAUCUGACAUGAUGGACGGUAGGAUAAGUGCGAUAAAGCAUGGUUUAGCUGUUGCUGGAUUUUCAAAUAAAGUAGCGGUCUUGUCAUACGCUGUAAAGUUUGCAUCAGGACUUUACGGGCCUUUCCGGGACGCGUCGCAGUCUGCACCAAAGUUCGGCGAUCGCAAAUGCUAUCAGUUGCCUCCUGGUAGUAACGGACUAGCAGCCAGGGCUGCUGCAAGAGAUGUGGCUGAGGGAGCGGAUAUGCUAAUGGUGAAGCCGGGAUUGCCUUAUUUGGACGUGGUGCGACAUACGAAGGAUGCGCAUCCAGAAUAUCCUAUAUUUGUGUAUCAAGUGUCGGGAGAGUACGCUAUGUUGUAUCACGGUGCACAGAAUGGCGCGAUCAACUUAGAGAAUGUACUCAAUGAGAUAUUACUCUCUAUGAGAAGAGCGGGUGCUGAUUGUAUUAUAACGUACUUUACGCCAUUAAUCUUAGAUUGGUUGCAACCGAAAAGCAAGUUAUAAUUAGAAAUUAGUACAAGAUAAGAAAACAAAUUGUAGAUUAUUCAAUUGACAUAUACGUAGAAUAUGUAUGUAAUAAUUUAUUUUAUAUUUGGACAUGGUCUGUCUUUCAUCUAUUUCUCGCAAUCAGUCUGCUUUCUUUAGUCAAUCUCUAGAAUCAGUCUAGUUCAAUCUCGGUUUGUGUCUGUCUUUCGGAAUUAAUCUCACUCAUUAGUUGUCUUGAUUUUAUGAUUCAAAUUAUGUUACGGUCGUUCACUAUAUAUUCAAAUAGUAUUUAUUUGAAUAUAUAGUAAACCUAUUUGAGAAAUCAAUAUAUAUAAAUUUUUUUUUAA